UCGAAGGCGGCCUCAGGGCGGGUGGCGGGGCUGGAGGCCGAGGGGCCCAGAGGAAGGGUCCGCGAGGGUCGCCCUCCCAGCCUGUCCACAGUGCCCACCUGGGCUCUUCAGGCGCGUUUCCUUCGGCGGGUGGGCACCGAGGCGCCUUGGAAAUGCCGCGUGUUGUUUAUUCCCGUAGAAGCGGAUGGGGGUUGUUGAGUGGUGUUGCGGGUGCUUCUGAUGGGAUUCUCGUAUUCAGUGAGCCGCUGGGUUAAGAAAAAUACGGAGGGGUCUCUGCCGUCCUGGAGUUCACCUGCUGUCUGGGUUGAGGAGACAGACGACGAACUAACAAGAUAACGUCCAACAGUGGCAUCAUGGAUAAGUCUAAGGAAAACUGCAUUUCAGGACCCAUUAAGACUACACUUCCACUUGGUGAUGGUCCGAAGCGUGUUCCAGUGACUCAGCCAUUCCCUUCUCAGAACCCAUUGUCUGCAAGUGGUGGCCAGGCUCAGCGGGUCUUGUGUCCUUCGAAUUCCUCCCAGAGCAUCCCUUCACAAGCACAAAAGCUUGUCUCCAGCCGAAAGCCAGUUCAGAGUCAGAAGCAGAAGCCAUUGCAGAUAACCACUGUACCUCGUCCUGUCUCCAGGCCACCCAACAACACCCCAAAGGGCGAGCAGGCCCAGCCGCCAGCAUCUGGAAAUAAUUCUGGAAAGGAACUGGCGUCAAAACAGAAAAAAGAAGAAUCAAAAAGAAGGCAAUGGGCUUUGGAAGAUUUUGAAAUUGGCCGCCCCUUGGGUAAAGGAAAAUUUGGCAAUGUUUAUCUGGCAAGAGAAAAACAAAGCAAGUUUAUCCUGGCUCUUAAAGUAUUAUUUAAAGCUCAGCUAGAGAAAGCAGGAGUUGAACAUCAGGUGAGAAGAGAAGUAGAAAUACAGUCCCACCUCAGGCAUCCUAACAUCCUCAGGCUGUACGGUUAUUUCCAUGACGCCACCAGAGUUUACCUAAUCCUCGAAUACGCACCUCUUGGCACGGUAUACAGGGAACUUCAGAAGCUUUCAAAGUUCGAUGAGCAGAGAACUGCUACCUAUAUCACGGAAUUGGCAGACGCCCUGUCUUACUGUCAUUCCAAGAAAGUUAUUCAUAGAGACAUUAAGCCGGAGAACCUGCUCCUCGGAUCCACUGGAGAGCUGAAGAUUGCAGAUUUUGGGUGGUCGGUGCAUGCCCCGUCCUCCAGGAGAACCACUCUCUGUGGCACCCUUGACUACCUGCCUCCUGAGAUGAUUGAGGGCCGAAUGCAUGAUGAAAAGGUGGACCUCUGGAGCCUUGGAGUCCUUUGCUAUGAGUUCUUAGUUGGGAAGCCUCCUUUUGAGGCGAGCACAUACCAGGAGACCUAUAACAGAAUUUCACGGGUUGAGUUCACAUUCCCUGACUUGGUAACAGUGGGAGCCAGGGACCUGGUCUCAAGAUUACUGAAGCAUAAUCCAAGCCAAAGGCUGACGCUAAAAGAAGUACUUGAGCACCCCUGGAUUACAGCCAACUCGAAAAAACCACCAAGUAGCCAGAACAAAGAACCAACUAGCAAACAAUCUUAGGAAUCUUGUGGGGGGAAAUCUGAGCCAAGGCCGCUGUAUAAUCCGGCAGGAAAAUGCUACUGAAACUUCACCCGCUGUGGACUGCCUGCCCUCCAUCGAGAGCGCUGCAAAAAAUAAUUUUUUACUGAGCAUGCAGGACCUCAGGCUCCCUAUUCAGAAACCUCUACGUCAGUAAACGUGACGCUCUGUAAUCUCCCGGGCUCCACUGCACCUGCCCCAACAGCCCCAGGUGAGGAGCCUUGUGGGCGACACAGGUGGAGGCUGGUGGUGGGAAGUGCCACCUUCGCCCUGAUGAUUAAAGGAAGUGCCGUGCAAUAACCUCCAAGUCCCCGAGUGUGUGUGUAACUUAUUGGGUGGCCGCGCCUGGCAAAGCUUUUGGAAUGGACACUUGAUCUUUGUUUCCGAUGUUAAAAUAAAAGACUUUUGCAUA
This is a messenger RNA of Loxodonta africana (African savanna elephant), 1998 nucleotides long. RefSeq names its product aurora kinase A (gene AURKA). Gene Ontology annotation, molecular function: ATP binding; protein kinase activity. The transcript has 9 exons. NCBI's taxonomy places the organism in Eukaryota, Metazoa, Chordata, Mammalia, Proboscidea, Elephantidae. Gene Ontology annotation, biological process: mitotic cell cycle; mitotic spindle organization; meiotic cell cycle. The record is from RefSeq and is a predicted model, not a curated record. Bases 354 to 1568 code for a protein of 404 amino acids. Gene Ontology annotation, cellular component: spindle microtubule; spindle pole centrosome; spindle midzone.